AUGUCAGCAGCUGCCGCGGCACCGAGUCAUGGACGGGGUUCCUCGGACUGUGUUCAUUGCCAGCGCCUGACCAGCGAGGCGUCUGGCGGGCAGAGCAUUGACACUUCCGCAUUAUACAACAGAAUAAAGCACGCCACAUGGAGUAUAACCAAGGACGACGACUGGCAGCUGCUCGUGGCAGUGCUUGGGCAGUCCGAGUUCAUGCAAAUCGAUAAAGCCAAGGCGCCAGACAAGCGCACUGCCAAGCAUGGGCUGAUCGGCGAAAGCGUUUGCUCUAUCCUGCCUUCACGAGUGACCAUGGUGUCGUGUGCUGCACUGGACAUGUCGCUUAAGGACUGGUCCGCAUCCAGAGACCAGCGCAACAGCAUUGCACACGCAUGCACGCAUUCAGAACGUACAUUCGUGCUGGUCCAGUUUGUCGUUUGGCUUAGCUCAAAUUCCGAAAACAGAAGGGUGCUGCUCCACCACGGUAUCCUGCUGUGCAUUUUCGAGGCGCUGGCAGCCAUGCGCGAGGGCAGAGUCGACCUGCUCAGCGAAAAUACACACGAAGAUAAUCAGGACGUCUUGCUUGUCGACGAUAUUCGCACGCUUGAUUGGGGAAGCGUGCUUCGCAGAGGCUGCCGCGGCGGGGGCCGAGUCGCACAGGCAGGCACACGUCGAACAGCGAGCAGGAGGAUACAUGUGUGCUAUUUCAGCAUAUAA
Messenger RNA from Kickxella alabastrina, 702 nucleotides. RefSeq lists its product as uncharacterized. NCBI's taxonomy places the organism in Eukaryota, Fungi, Kickxellomycota, Kickxellomycetes, Kickxellales, Kickxellaceae. Bases 1 to 702 code for a protein of 233 amino acids. The record is from RefSeq and is a predicted model, not a curated record. The transcript has 2 exons.